ACGUGCAUCAAAGAAUGCACAACCGUACCCGCCAUGCAUCUAUGUGACCAAGUGACGUAUGUUACGAGCCUGAAAGCGAGGGGCUUCAGGCUUUAUGUAAAAAAAAUGCAAGAACCAACAAAUACGGUACUAAUAAUAGGCAAAAUCCAUCAAGCAUAUUCAUGAAGAACUAUCUUUGGCUGAUGUAUUCGAAGCAUUUGAAAGAAAAGGUAACUGUUGACAGUGAAUCAAUUUACAAGCCGUGAGGAAUUUGAAAAGCUUCGUGUAUUCAACCAAGAAAAUAUUAAAAAGAUUGUUCAAGAAUGUGUUGCAUCCAUCAACAGCAACAUAAAUUGACAGAGAUGUCUUGCAAAGUCUGAUCAGCCAAGAAUACAGCAGACCUGCCAACUCACCCGAUCCUGUCGGGUGUCACCCGAUAUUUAAACAAAUCUCCAGUUCUCCCGAUCAAAUUUAAUUUUCACCCAAUUUCACAUCCCCCUCCCCAAAAAUACUCCGAUUUAUGCAUAAUUUGAUUGAUACCGUUAUUAUUCAAUGUAUUCGCCGCCUGCUCACUUUGCGGUGCAAUAAACAAGCAACCAUUUUCAAUUUGAAUGUCACCAUUAGCCAUGACUUGUAGUGACGUGACUUUUUUGGUAUCUUGCAUCAUUUUUUGGGUAAUUCUGAAACCUCCAGAUUUUUUGGUAAAUCUCCAGAUUUUUUUAAGAUUCUUAAAAAAAUCUCCAGAUUUUCAUGACCCAAGGGUUGGCAGGUCUGAUAAACGGUGCAUCAGAUGUUGCAGACUUGAUGUGCGUAAGUUGUAGCACUGUAUUUAGAAGGUUUCUGUGGUGUUCUUACUGUUGUCCUGUGUGACAAUACCGACGUUGAGGGCAGGAGUUGCCACAGGGAGAGAACCACGAGGAAAGAAUUAAAUUCUGUUCUAUGAGUUAUACUGUUGUAUUAUAUGGUCUUUAUUGCUAGUUUACAAGGACUCAACACCAUAUUUGGCGACGAGGAAAAUUAUUGAUUGUGUGUGCUAUUAUUCCUACAUUUACAAGUUCUAAAUUUUGCUACAAGUCAUUACAAUGACAAGCACACAAAUCGAGGCACCCGUGCAGUUUCUGCCUACGCCGGGAGACCCUGUCAUACCAUGGUUGCAGUGGAGGCGAUUAUUCGAGAAUUACCUACUCGCUUCGAAUACAGUGAAGGAAUCGCCGGAGCGUAGAAGAGCUAUACUUUUACACUCGCUAGGUCCGGAAGGCCAACGAAUUUUUUACACGUUACCAGAACUAGGAGAAGCAGGUGACGAUAUAUUUACAAAGGCAAUGACAACAUUGCAGAGUCAUUUUGCACCAAAGGUUAGUGUGGUGGCUGAGAGAUAUAGAUUUCGUCAGCGUGCACAGCUCCCGCACGAAUCAGUCGACAAUUACAUUGCAGCGCUCCGCGAACUGGCUUCACGAUGCGAAUUUGGUACGUUUGAGGACGAAAUGCUACGAGAUCAACUUGUAGAGAAGACUAAUAGUUCCAAAAUACGAACUCGAUUACUUACAGAAACCGAUGUCAAGCUGGACAAGGCCAUUAAACUAGCAAGGCAGUGUGAAACUGCGAUGAAAGAGGCGAAGUCUAUGAGCGGAGGUGAUACUCAUACAUGCUCUGAGGUGAAAUACAAAGCUAAGCCUAGAGGUGCUAAAGCUGAAUUUAAGAAGGAGAAACAGAGGCCCAGGCCAAAUAGCAAUGCCAAGUGUUAUCGCUGUGGUUCACCUCAACAUUUAGCAAAUUCGCCAGGAUGUACUGCAAGGUCAAAGGACUGCAACUCUUGUGGAAAAAAGGGACAUCUGUCUAGUGUUUGCCGUGGUAAAAGGAAAGUUGUUAAGCAGGUUGAACACGCUAGAGAUACCUUGGGUAAGGUUAAGGGGUUCAAACAUAAGGUUAAAGUUCGCCCAGAGGUUAAGCCAGUCCAACAAAAGCUGCGUAGACUGCCAUUGACUGUGCGUCAAGCCGUGUCCGCUGAAUUACAACGUCUUCUAGACGCAGGGAUUAUUAAACGCGCUGAAGCGCCAGAGUGGGUUUCACCAAUUGUAGUUGCAUGGAAAAAGACUGGUAAAAUCCGCAUAUGUGUUGAUUUAAGAAAACCCAAUGAAGCUGUUAUUGAGGACAAAUUUCCUCUUCCUUCAAUUGAAGAAAUGUUAAGCGAGAUGAAUGGCGCGACAUACUUUUCUAAGCUCGAUCUUAAAUCAGCUUAUUACCGACUGGAAUUAGAUUCCGACAGUCGCGACCUUACAUCAUUUAUUACGCAUGAUGGUGUUUUCCGAUUUCGUACAGUUUGUUUUGGUUUAUCUUCAGCCCCUUCAUGUUUCCAAAAAAUGAUGUCGACUGUAUUAGCAGGAAUUCCAAACGUACAAUGUUUUAUCGAUGAUAUUAUUAUUUACGGACGCGACAAAGCCGGGCAUUAUAAAACAUUAUUUUCAGUGCUUACCCGUUUGAAAGAACGUGGUAUGACGCUAAAUGACAAAUGUGAGUUCGGGGUAUUCAGUCGUGAAGGUUAUCCUGAAGAACUAGUUUCUGAUAAUGGUACGCAGUUAACUAGCCAGGAGUUUGAAACUUUUUUGCAAAAACGUAACAUCAAACACAGAUUUUCUGCGGUGUAUCACCCAGAAGGAAAUAGUACUGUUAACCGGAUUUUGAAUGAAACUAUUCAAACGGCGCGAAUCGAUAAACGUCCAGUAAAAAAUGCUGUGACGGAAUUUCUAGGUACUUAUCGCGCUACGCGACAUGCCACUACUGGGGAAUCCCCUUCUGUGGUACUACACGGGCGUCAUAUGUUGACUUUGUUAGAUAUCAUUGGAGUGACAACAUCGCCUAAGCAAAUGUCUUCAGUCGAAAUAGACAAUAGAACAAAAGCAAAGCAAGCAAAGUCUAAAGAGGCGUACGACAAACGGAAGUGCGUCAAAACUAGAGUUUUUUCCCCGGGAGAUAUUGUUAGAAUUAAAAAGCCCUGGAAUGUCCACAAGGGUGAGAGUAAAUUUACUGAACCGGUGGAAAUUAGACAACAUGUUGGUCUAAACACUUACGUAAUGACCAAUGGUCAAAAAUGGAAUGUGAAACACCUAGCCCCAUUUCUAGGAAAGCCAACCCUAUUAGGCCGACGGGGAGAUAGUCGUGAUGAUCACAGUAGUGACUUUAUAAUUUUUCCAACUGCUGAUGAUUCAAUGAACAACAAUUCAACUCAAUUAGGUUCACGUUUCUCAAGGAGUAAGAGAGUUAGAAAUCCACCUAGAUGGACUUGUGACUAUGUUAUGGGUACCAGUAAGAAAAAGAAGUGUUUAUUGUUAUAG
This is a messenger RNA of Anneissia japonica, 3311 nucleotides long. RefSeq lists its product as uncharacterized. Gene Ontology annotation, biological process: DNA integration. Bases 1062 to 3311 code for a protein of 749 amino acids. Gene Ontology annotation, molecular function: zinc ion binding; nucleic acid binding. NCBI's taxonomy places the organism in Eukaryota, Metazoa, Echinodermata, Crinoidea, Comatulida, Comatulidae. The record is from RefSeq and is a predicted model, not a curated record. The transcript is spliced from 4 exons.